Molecule: messenger RNA, 1614 nt
Organism: Giardia duodenalis
Lineage: Eukaryota; Fornicata; Diplomonadida; Hexamitidae
Product: Trichohyalin-plectin-homology domain-containing protein
Exons: 1
Coding region: 1-1614 (537 amino acids)
Source: RefSeq, a predicted model, not a curated record
AUGACAUUCUACAACCACCGCACCGCAGCGCAGGCCCGCGCACGGGAGCUGGAGAUGGAACAGAAGGCCGCGCAGCUGACCCAGUUUGCAAACGAGCACCGGGUAGGCCUUGCCAUGGAGAAGAUGGAGGACGCUGCUGAGUUCCGCCGUGCGCGAGCCACACGUCGCGAGGCAGAAAGGGAGUUUGCUAUGAUCCGGGAGCACGAGGAAGAACAAAAGAGACGCGCAGCGCUAGAGGCUCGUAUACGACGUGAAGAACAAGAAGCACAGGAGAAGCGCGCAGCGCACCAGGCACAUCUCGCGUUUUGUGCAAAGAAGGACAUUGUGCUCAGCAAAUCAGAUGAGAUCAAGACUUUGCGGCGAGCAAUAGAGGCAGCCAUAGCAGCGAAGGCGAACGCCCUUUGGACCGAGGAGCAUCGACGCAAUGCCGCUGCUGCUACUAGCGCAGCUCUGGCAUGCGAAAAGGCCGAGAUUGCUGCUGAGCUGGAGCGGAAGCGCCAGGAGGACGAGGCAAUGAUGCUUCGGAUGCGCGAGGAAGAGGAGGCCCGGCGAUUGGAGAUAGAAGAGAUGCGCGCACUCCGUGCAGCCCGGAUUACCCAGGAAGCAGAGCACAUGAAGAAACUCGAGCAGGAUCUCGUGAAGGCAGCCAUUGAGGCGGCCAUGGCCGAGCGUGCUGCUCAACUCCAAGCCGUGGAGGCCAAACGCACGCAGGCCGCACUUGAUCAAAAAGCCUUCUUAGAACAGAGGAGGCUGGCUGUGGAAGAGGCAAAGAAACGAGAGCAAGAAGAAGAGCUCCUUAUUGCAAAGUACGAACGCGAACAGGAGGAACGUGUUGCUCGGCGUGAGAGCCUUAGGAAGCGCCAAGCAGACGAGCGUGACUCGCUACUUAAGGCUUUGGCUGAGGAGUUAGCCCAAAAAGAACGGAGACGCGAGCGUCUUGAGGAACUUCGUAUUGCCCUUGCAGCGGCAUACGAGGAGCAAAAGCGGCUACAGGCAGAGGAGGAAGAUGAACUUAAGAAGCAAAAGGUGCGUCAAGAACUGCAGGCUGCCUUCAAAGAGGCUCAAGAGGCCCGCGCUCUGCGUGAAGCAGAGGAGCGCGCCCAGGAAGAAGAGUAUAAGAGGAGGCAGCUUGAAGACUACAGGCAUUCAGAGGAAGUGGAGCGUGUUAAUGAUAGGCGCCGCCGCGAACUUAUGGUUGCAUUCGGGCAAGAAAUGUCUCGCCAGAUCGAAGCCAAUAGGGCUGCACGUGAACAGGCAGAGGUGGAGCGUCGUGCUGAGGAGCAGCGGAUUAUGAAGUUAGGAGAGCUAGAUGAUGAAGCUCUGGCAAUCAUCCGGGCAGAACGUGAAAGAUUGGUGCGGGAUUAUGUCGCAGAAGUAUUGGAGUACAUGCCUGUCGGCAUUCUUACAGACGAUGAUUUGCAAUAUCUUCCGCUGGAGGUGCAAGAAAACAUAAAAGGCUUGCGCCUGAAUAAAGAGUUCAAUGAUCUUGGGGUCCAGGAACAUGCCUCUGAGUUGACAACUGGUCUUACACCACCUACACGAGACAAGAUUGACGCCAUUGAACGCCACCAGGCAGAAUUAAAGCAGCGAUUUACAUCCCCCUUUCCUUGGUAA